GAAAGGGAGGAUGCAGCAGCAUAGAUAGAGAAGCAGGGCUGAGGAUGGAGGAUAGAGAGAUGAAGAGUGAGAACAGAGAUUCACAACACUCUCUCCACUGAUCAUAUAGUAGGUGCUGGACUUUCAUCCACAUCUCACCGAUGUCCGAGGAGAAAUGGCUGUGCGGUAGGACCCGAUGAGCUCCAGCAUCUGACCGAACGAACUUCAGAUUCUCUUCCAGUUUCGAGCUCAUCGAUCAGCGGCUCUUUCAUUCUGUCCCAAGCUUUUUUCGCGGGAUCUUUGCGGCAUUUCCCGCCUUUAAAUCAGCGUGAGCUGCAGCGCACGAACGGAGGCUGAUGAUGAAUAUGAAACACAUCAGAUCGGGCAUAUAAUGGGCAUCGAGGACACGGGCAUGAGGAACGGACGGGCUCUGUCCGAUCAGUGGGCCGACAGCGUGGUGGUCCGACCCCGGACUACCGAGCAGCACAUCACGGUGCAUAAGAGACUAGUGCUGGGCUUCGCCAUCUCCAUCCUCACCCUCAUCAUCGUCACGGCCAUCGCCAUCACGCUCAGCGUCAGCUUCGAGAGAUGCGCCGCGGAGAGCAGCGGGGCUCUGGCCGCCAACGGCUCCAGCAACAGUAAGUGGAAACAGUCCCGGGACGGGAACAUCAGUCACAGAGACUCGGAGGACGGCCAGCAGCCCUGGAGACACCUGCGCUUACCGGCCACCCUGCGCCCGCGCCACUACGACCUCCGCCUGACCGUGCACAUGGAGAACUUCAGCUUCUCCGGCGAGGUGAACAUCGAGUUUGAGUGCGUCAACUCCACCAAGCUGAUCGUGUUGCACUCGGACCGGCUGGAGCUGGACAAAGUGCUGGUGUUUUCGGACAGUAAAAAAGCGGGCGCCAUGCGGAUCCAGCGCCGCUUCCACUAUCAGCCCAAACAGGUGUAUGUGAUCGCGCUGCACAGAGAGAUGAAGCCCCUCAGAACAUACAAGAUCAACAUCACCUUCACCGCGCACAUCGAGCACGAGCUGCUGGGCUUCUUCCGCAGCUCCUACAUGCUCAAUGGAGAAAGAAGGUUUCUGGCGGUGACGCAGUUUUCUCCGACUCACGCUAGAAAGGCCUUCCCGUGUUUUGAUGAGCCCAUCUAUAAAGCCACAUUCAGAGUGAGUCUGAAACACGAGAGCUCGUAUCAGUCGCUGUCCAACAUGCCAGUGGAGGCCACCACAUCUGAUGGGGAUGGAUGGGUGACCAACCAUUUCUCCAGGACGCCCCGCAUGUCUACGUAUUACCUGGCCUGGGCCGUUUGUAACUUCACCUACAAAGAAGCAGUCGCAGACAAUGGAGUCCUGAUUCGGCUGUACGCCAGACCUGAUGCCAUCCAGAGCGGAUCGGGUGACUACGCUCUGCGCAUCACCAAGAGACUCCUGCAGUUUUACCAGGAUUACUUCAAAGUCAAAUAUUCCCUCCCCAAAUUAGAUCUGCUGGCAGUGCCGAAACAUCCAUAUUCAGCCAUGGAGAACUGGGGCCUCAGUGUGUUUGUGGAGCAAAAGAUCUUGCUGGAUCCCGAAGUCUCCUCCUUUUCUUAUCAGAUGGAGCUCACCGUGGUGGUGGUGCACGAGAUCUGCCAUCAG
Danio rerio (zebrafish) is the source of this 1615-nucleotide messenger RNA. The record is from RefSeq and is a predicted model, not a curated record. NCBI's taxonomy places the organism in Eukaryota, Metazoa, Chordata, Actinopteri, Cypriniformes, Danionidae.